AUGGCAGAAUCCGAUCCUUUACUGGACGGCAAGAUGGAAAUACCUUUACCUAUGUUCACUGCGGCGAUACCAUCGGCGCGGGGUAGAAAUCCGCAAGCCAUCGCCCAUCGAGGUUAUAAGGCAGCGUAUCCAGAAAACACAAUGGGCGCCUUCAAAGGGGCUGUAGAUGUUGGGGCCCAUGCCAUUGAGACCGACAUACAUCUGUCGAAGGAUGGUGUAGUCGUUCUUUCCCAUGACGCUACGCUCAAACGCUGCUUCGGUGAGGACAAGAAGAUUGUUGACUGCGACUGGAGCUACUUAAAGACGCUUCGGACUCUGCAAAAGCCGCACGAACCAAUGCCGAGACUCAAGGAUCUCCUGGAGUACUUGGCAGAACCGGGUCUAGAAGACGUAUGGGUACUUCUAGAUAUCAAGGUACCUUGGCCAAGCCUUGCGGAGCCCUUGAAGAACGAUAGGAUUAACCGUUGGGCGAAGCUUGAUAAUCAUGCCGAGGACGUGUUCAGGUUAAUGGCGGCUACUUUAGCGGAUACCAAACCAUCUCGGCCUUGGAAACAACGUAUACUCCUUGGUUGCUGGGCUGCUAAACAUCUCCCUUUAUGUACCAAAUAUCUCCCUGGAUAUUCGAUUACGCACAUCGGCUUCAGCAUAACUUACGCACGUCAAUUUUUGAAGGUCCCGGGCGCUGGUUUUAAUAUGCUACAGAAAAUAAUGGUCGGCCCAUUUGGGAAUGCCUUUCUGCGAGACGUGAAGACGGCCAAGCGGUCAAUAUUUGUAUGGACUGUAAAUGAGGAGGACUGGAUGAAGUGGAGUAUCCGCAAGGAAGUCGAUGGAGUCAUCACGGACGACCCGAAGAAGUUCUUGGAGGUCUGCGACACCUAUCAAGGAGAGGAGAUACACCUCUCCUUUGCUGCGUGGCCUGCGUUGGUUUGGAUGAAUGCGUUGGCUGUGCUCUUCUCUGUUCUUUUCAGAUACAGAUAUGGAUUUAAGAUUCCUGCCGUGCCUCCUGCAAAGACUAUCUUGGGGCGUUAG
Molecule: messenger RNA, 1029 nt
Organism: Venustampulla echinocandica
Lineage: Eukaryota; Fungi; Ascomycota; Leotiomycetes; Helotiales; Pleuroascaceae
Product: putative Glycerophosphoryl diester phosphodiesterase
Exons: 4
Coding region: 1-1029 (342 amino acids)
Biological process (GO): lipid metabolic process
Molecular function (GO): phosphoric diester hydrolase activity
Source: RefSeq, a predicted model, not a curated record